AUGCCGCUCAUCAUGGGAAUGCCGCACUCACUCUGUCUUUCCCUCCGUUCCGCACUGAGUGGGCAGGAGGACGCGGUUCUACUGCGCCACGCGCUGCAGUGCGGCACGAAGCAGUGGGGAGAGCUGGGAAGGAGCGGUCAGCUCAAGAGGAGCAACAAGUCGUGCUGUAACCGUUACAUCUUCCUCCGAAGGAAGUUCACAGACCACUUUCGCCAAAACUUCCUGCGAAAGCACCUGGAGGCUGCAUUCCCCCAGCAUAUUCCAUUGGACGGACACAGCCAGCCAUUGCUCUGUCAGGAUUUCAAGCAGCAGCAUUUGGAGGGUGUGGGUUCAGCUGCUCUCGUGUUCGGGGGCCUGUCGUAUGACGAGUGCAUGAUGGCGUUCCUCGCCCCCAAUGCUCGCUGCUCCCUCCCGACAGCCUCACCUAACCUCUCAUCUCUCACCAGCCCUCCUCCUGCUUCCCACGCUCCUUAUCCUGCUUCCCAUUCCGCCACUUUCUCUGCUGCUGCUGCUGCGUCUACCACCACCGAGUUUCCAAUCUCCCAUGAUACCUUCCCCGUUGCUGCUGCCUCUAACGCCACUGCUCUGCGCCGUGCUGUGAAGCGAGCAAGGGACGACUGCCCUGGGCUGGGCGCACACCACCCGCUGCUGGGUGGAGGUGAGAGCUUGUUGCUGGGAGGCCGUGAGACUGGGUUGGUGCGAAGCUGGUUGGUGCAAGGGGGGGUGGUGCGAGAGCGGGUGGUGCCAGGGGGGGUAGUGCGAGGCGGGGUGCUGUGUAGCUCGCUGCUCUGUCCGGCUCCGCUCCCUGCACUGGGGAUACCGCAGAGCAGCAGGUGGAGUGGCCGCGGUUCAGCCAGUGGAGUGGCCGCGUGUUGGGUCAGAGAGCGCCCUUCCAGACGACGUGUUGCUGGGAUUGUGCUGCGAGAGCCCUGCCUCCGCGCAACGUGCGGCUCUGUCCGCCCCUCCGCCCACCCAGCCACCUCCAGCGCUGCCAGCCCCAAUGCCGCACCAACUCGUUGCUCUCCCUGGCCCCCUUCCGGGCAGCACGAGCAGGGAUACGUGCAUGCAUGCGUUAACGUGCUCGGUGGCAUUGACAACACAGACAACAACGGCACGGGCAGCAACGGCACGGGCAGCAACGGCACGGGCAGCAACGGCACGGGCAGCAACGGCACGGGCAGCAACGGCACGGGCAGCAACGGCACGGGCAGCAACGGCACGGGCAGCAACGGCACGGGCAGCAACGGCACGGGCAGCAACGGCACGGGCAGCAACGGCACGGGCAGCAACGGCACGGGCAGCAACGGCACGGGCAGCAACGGCACGGGCAGCAACGGCACGGGCAGCAACGGCACGGGCAGCAACGGCACGGGCAGCAACGGCACGGGCAGCAACGGCACGGGCAGCAACGGCACGGGCAGCAACGGCACGGGCAGCAACGGCACGGGCAGCAACGGCACGGGCAGCAACGGCACGGGCAGCAACGGCACGGGCAGCAACGGCACGGGCAGCAACGGCACGGGCAGCAACGGCACGGGCAACGGCACGGGCAGCAACGGCACGGGCAGCAACGGCACGGGCAGCAACGGCACGGGCAGCAACGGCACGGGCAGCAACGGCAAGGACAGCAACGGCACGGGCAGCAACGGCACGGGCAGCAACGGCACGGGCAGCAACGGCACGGGCAGCAACGGCACGGGCAGCAACGGCACGGGCAGCAACGGCACAGGCAGCAACGGCACGGGCAGCAACGGCAAGGACAAGCACAGUGACAAGGACAGCGAUGCUCUCUAUCUUGACACGCCUGUGGCUCACGUGCUGCUGGGUGGAAACCUUCUCACCGUGCCUCUUGCGAGUGGACCUGAGGUUGAGGGGCCUGCUGCCCCACGUGCUGCAGCCCCUGGUGCUGCUGGGGCAACCCUGCCAGAAUGGGAAGUGGAGCAGGGAGGGACCGGGGAAGGAGGUGCUGAGCGGCACAGGCAGCAGCAGUAUCCCACCCAGGAGGGCAUGCUUGCGCAAUGGAAGCCUUGUCAGGCAGUGCCUUGUCAACGUCCAAGGGCUCCUGCCGCCACCAGUGCACUGAACGUGCCCUCAAACCCAAUAGGGUCGCACAUGCAAGCUCCCAUACAGCCACGCCCGGCCAUGCUGCAGCAGCCCCUCCCCACUGGUGGUGCUCCACCGUCUCUCUGCAGCCCCUUACUCCCUCCGUUGCCUGACAUGACCGUUACAUGA
Closterium sp. Naga37s-1 is the source of this 2232-nucleotide messenger RNA. NCBI's taxonomy places the organism in Eukaryota, Viridiplantae, Streptophyta, Zygnematophyceae, Desmidiales, Closteriaceae. The record is from the annotation of a GenBank genome assembly.